AGUAACCCUACCCAAGCUGAGCUCACCAACACUGAAGAGGGUAUCUCCAAUUUCCGUGCAGGUCUACAGUUCGUUCGCAGUACAGACGAACCGGUAGACUACGUCUAGGUGAACCUUUUAAGGUUUCCUUCGUGAUUGUAGCCCUGUUCUUAUGCCAGCAACCUGUAUGUUUACCGCGAAUGCCUGAGGGAUGUUCUCUGGUAUUUAUAUACACCUUGAACGGGUAGACCACAGAAGGUAAGACGUGCGGAAUACAGCGACGACGGAUUUGGUUCGACUCCAAGGAUUCUAUGCAGUGACUGGGCAGAGAUUUUGCUACCAGAACACACCUGUUUAUGUUUCUUCAAGUUUGAAGGUACUACAAGUCGAGAGAAGCAAUUCACCUGCGGUUUUUGUCUGUAAGGAGAGAUAGAAGCAACCAGGACAAAGGUGUAACAGCUAGCCCACGGUCGCGCAGGUUUUCAACUAGCAACCACACGUGCCUUGUGAGCCGAGAGUGUUCGAGCGCACCUCAAGGUUGGACCCGCAAGUGUGUUUUGGAGGACGUGAGCAAGUUUGCCUGGUCUGUCAAAACCUCGAAAGAGUGCCUCGACCCUUCAGAAAAGUUUGUUUCUCCAAAGAUGAACGGACUCUGGAGUGGCUGCAGUUCAAACAAUGUCGAGUAGGGAACUUACGUGUUGAGCUAUAUAGUCCCACCUGUGAAACGCCCAACGACAACAAACGCAGGUUUCUAACACCUUUUCCCUUCAAGUUUCCCUCUAGGAUAUUUGUGGGGAGCAGUUUGCGGUGAGAAAGAAUUGUGUGUGUACAACAGGUGGUCCCGACAGCCAACUUGACAAAUUACUGAGGGAUUAUCGGAAGCAGACUUCCACGACCUCCUGGCGACUGUGACCAAACAUUUACGUCAGAGCGACAAAUAUCGUCUGAAAAAAAAUGGUGGCCGCAACUCGAAGUGGGUGAACUACGGCAUACUGUGCGGGUGUAAUAUAACGUUUCUCCCUACAAGAAGUAUACACUUCCGGAUAAAUUUGCGCGUAUCUCUGACGACCACACGCACUAUCAACAGCUGGAAAGCAUUUGGGGGUACUAAAGUGUGUGACAGAUUGGAGUUUUCGAGUGGCUAGGCGACAUGCGAAGAGCUUGGACACCAGCAGUGGUCGGUAGAUAAGCCAUUCGGUGAAGUGCACUCUUGUUGACCGACCGCGAUAGUGAUCCAACAUGGGCGCUCACAACGGUAAACACCACGAUACAGAGAGUACAGGGAAGACGAAUUCCAGUCUGUCCCAGUCGGAUUUGAGUACUACGAUGGACUUCACCCCGACGAUCACGAAAACCAGGAAGACUGUGUCAUUCGGGGAAGAGACAGAGAUGAUUCCACCGUACCCGCCGAGGAAGCUGUACCAACCGCGGAACGGACUGAAACCUGCCAUCUCUCACAGCCAUAAGGUGUACGCUAGCGUCCACGUCAACAGUGACGGCACCAUCCCCUACACCGACAAAAACGGCAAACUGGGAAAGGACCGCCGUCUCUCGCCCUUCGACCUUCUCUCCGACGAUCUCGUGGUGAAGAUCUUUUCGUACCUUCCCACGGACCAGUUAUGCAAAUGUGCUUGCGUGGAUCGGAGAUGGUACGACCUAUCCUGGGAGCCGCAUCUCUGGACUCACAUCGAAAUGUCCAACGAAAACUUGGACAUCGACCGCGCCUUGAGAAUUCUAACAUGGCGGCUUUCGCGGGAAACCCCCAAUGUCUGUCUCAUGCUGGAGAAGAUCAGAUUGAGCGGAUGCGAGAAACUGACCAAUAAGGGACUUCACGUGAUAGCGAAGCGGUGCCCGGAGCUAACGACGCUGGAAGUUGCCGGCUGCUACAACAUCACAAAUGAAGCGCUGUACGAAGUCGUCUCCAGGUGUCCCAACCUGCAGCACCUGGAUAUCACAGGUUGCCCGUGUAUCACCUGUAUCGCCCUCACACCCGAGGCGACCAUGCGGGCAUGUCCGCUACACGGGAAACAGAUCUCUCUCCAGUACCUGGACAUGACGGACUGUUACGGACUGGAGGACGCCGGGCUCAGAGUCAUCGCGAACAACUGCCGCGAACUCACGCGCUUCUACCUGCGGAGAUGCGUUCGGAUUACGGACGUCGGCGUUCAGUACGUAGCAAACAACUGCUCUAUGUUGAAGGAGUUCAGCGUGUCGGACUGUCGCAGGGUGACCGAUUUCGGUAUCCGGGAGUUGGCGAAGCUAGGCGCACAGCUGCGGUACCUGAGUGUCGUACAUUGCGAUCAAGUGACCGACGUCGGGAUCAAGACGCUCACGAAAUACUGCAACAAACUCAGAUACUUGAAUAUUCGCGGGUGCGAACUUGUGACGGACACCGGAGUCGAGUACCUAGCUCGGCAGUGUAACAAGCUGCGGUCGUUAGACAUCGGCAAGUGCACGCUGGUGACGGAUCGCGGGCUGGAAGUUCUCGCGCUCAACUGUCCCCUUCUGAAAAAGCUGAGCCUGAAGUCGUGUGAGAGGAUCACCGAUCGUGGUGUUCAGAUGAUCGCGGCGAACUGUACGGAUCUUCAGAUGCUGAACAUCCAGGACUGUAAGAUUUCCACAGAAGCGUACCGUUUUGUAAAGAGACACUGCAAGAGGUGCAUCAUCGAGCACACCAAUCCUGGCUUCUGUUAGAGUUUCC
Branchiostoma floridae (Florida lancelet) is the source of this 2680-nucleotide messenger RNA. RefSeq names its product F-box/LRR-repeat protein 7-like. Gene Ontology annotation, cellular component: SCF ubiquitin ligase complex. Gene Ontology annotation, molecular function: protein binding. The transcript is spliced from 4 exons. Gene Ontology annotation, biological process: SCF-dependent proteasomal ubiquitin-dependent protein catabolic process. Bases 1219 to 2673 code for a protein of 484 amino acids. The record is from RefSeq and is a predicted model, not a curated record. Lineage: Eukaryota; Metazoa; Chordata; Leptocardii; Amphioxiformes; Branchiostomatidae.